Molecule: messenger RNA, 1958 nt
Organism: Cydia fagiglandana
Lineage: Eukaryota; Metazoa; Arthropoda; Insecta; Lepidoptera; Tortricidae
Product: E3 ubiquitin-protein ligase SIAH1-like
Exons: 6
Coding region: 106-1068 (320 amino acids)
Biological process (GO): proteasome-mediated ubiquitin-dependent protein catabolic process; multicellular organism development
Cellular component (GO): cytoplasm
Molecular function (GO): zinc ion binding; ubiquitin conjugating enzyme binding; ubiquitin protein ligase activity
Source: RefSeq, a predicted model, not a curated record
UAAGUCACUUGAUCCACACACUGCAAAGUUUGUUCAUAACAUUCCUUUGUGAAAUAAGAGUGUUAUAAAAGCAAUCUGGUGAAAUAAGACAGCUAGAUUUCCUAAAUGGCUUCCAAAGGAAAAAAAUCAGUAGCAGUGGAGAUCCCGGAGUGCCCAAUAUGCCUGGACACUAUGACCAUACCGGUGUUCCUGUGCCAGUCGGGGCACAGUCUGUGCAACUCAUGCACGCUGGCGCUGUGCCCUCCAUCAUGCCCCAUCUGCCGACAACCCAUGACGCAGAUGAGGAACCGCUCCCUUGAGGAACUCAUUAACAAGGCCAAGUCGCCAUGCCCCAACCAGAGCGCGGGCUGCGUAUUUUCGCUGCCCGGCCCGGCGAUGGCCGACCAUCUCAAGGAAUGCCUGUUCCGUCCGCGCGAGUGCCCGCACGCGGUCUUUGGCAGAUGCUCCUGGAAUGGUGAUGUAAGGAAGAUGAUGGAGCAUUUUAAAGAGAAGCACCCGGCCCACUGCGUGGCCGAAGUGGACCGCGAGGCGGGCUGGAGGUUGCAGGUGGAGCAACUAGACUUGAAGGAGUGCGCGCGGCACGUGUUCCUCGCCGCGCAGCAAAACUUUCUCUUCAUCAUCACCCUCAAGGUGGACACCAUCCAGCGCAUGGCCUACUGGGUGAUCCAGCAUAUCGGACAAAAGAAAAUCGCCCAACAACACCUCUACGAAAUACAGGUCACCAGCGGACGCGACCAGCAGCGCAAAGUUGUCUUCACCGAGCACUGUCUCAACGACAGCUUGAAAGCCGAUGAGGUGUUCCGACAGGCCAACUGCGCUGUCAUGCCUUUAGACAUGCUAACCCAUUUCAUAAAGGAUAAGACACUUUCCUUCCGUUUUGUUAUUAAGAGGUUGAAUAGAGAUAAUAAAGAGAAUGUUCAGGCUCCAAGUAGUAGGGAGUCCUCUGUUUCCAGGGGCCGGGAUGCCUCGCAGGGCCCGGAGACGAGAGGCCCGGGGCCAAAGCCACAUUGGAAGAAACAUCCAGGACAGAAACCUGGUCCUAAGAAAUUCACAAAGGCUCAGGCUUAAAUAUUAGUAUUGUUAUGCUUUUUAGAGUUUUAAGUUAAUUAAUGGCAAUAUUGCCAAUGUACUUAUGUUUAAGAAUUUUAGCAUACAGUACUGAGAACAUCAGGUAUUAUGCAUGUAGAGAAUAAAGACAGAAUGGUAUAGCAAAUUGUAACAUUGUGGUAUUAUGUUAUCAAACUUUUUUUAGGGUCCAUAUUGGGUCGCAUAAUAAUUGAUUGCCCUAAUGUAAUGUUACGCAUAAAACUCAUUUCGCAUAAUUUUUAUUGUGCUGAAAAUUUUAACAUCACUGAAAAAUUAUGACACAAACCUAACCUAACCUACCCUAUUCCACACAACCUCUUCAAAAUAUUUUCGAAAAUACUUUCUGUUUCAGCUGGAGAAAAAAUAUGCGAUAAGAGUUUUAUGUGUAACAUUACAUUAUGACAAUCAAUUAUUAUGCGACGAGAUAGGAUCCCUUUUUUUAACAUGACAUUUAUAUUAUAUAUAUACAAGUAAACAUGUAUAAUAAACACAGAGGUUGGGAGUUAAAAUGUAUUUCAAAGUAUUUGUAAGUUGGUUUGGUUUUAGUAGCCUAAGCCUAAUGCAUAUAAUGCUAAUAGUAUUUGGAUUUUUAUAUAAAAUUCGAGAUACAAUAUUAGCUUCUAAUUUAUUUUGUAAUUGGCACUUCAAUCUUAUAAACUUUACUCUGCUUCAGUCAGGUUAGGCUCUAAUAUUAUGAUUAAUUAAUUAUUUUUAAGGUUCGUUAAGAAUUAUUUUACUAAUUAGAUGAUCCUGAUAAUAAUGACUGGUUUUCUUUAAAUCAUGUGGUAACAAUCACUAACAAUUAGGGAGUGAGGCAGAAGUAACUAAAUCAAGUACAUUUUAAUUCUUUAUUAAAUAUGUUCAAUUGUUCA